GCCAUACAGCCUGGAAAACGCACAACAACCCUGUGAAUCCAGUCAUGAAAGCCUUCGACAACACAUAGAAGCUGGGCUAAAGGCCAGGAGCUCACCCUGACCUGGGAUUCGAACUGUCAACCUUUUGAUUGAUAAGAUUUACUGCAGCUGGUGGUUUAACCUGCUGUGCUAAAGCCCAGCCCAUGAAUCUGCAAACAGACAAAUCCACAAAGGGAGAUAACUGAAGCAUCGGCUGAAAACUCACCUAUCUUUUCCCCCUUUCCAGACAUUAUUGAUGAAUUGAUCAAGGAAGAUGGCUUCGAGGUCGGCUCUGUGCAGCGGCCCACCAGAGUCUCACAUAUCGAACCGGCCAGACUCAUCUCCCGAUGCCCCAACUCGGUUUCGCCAACUGGGAUGCAGGUACUGCCAGAACCUGCAGGGAUGAGCCUCUUACGCCUGGACUCCCCUUCCCCAACCGCUUCUUGCUUUCAACAAGAUCGUUCAGCAUCCCAGCUUUCCCAGAACCUCACCAACUUGACAUUGAGGUCGGAGAUGAACUCAUCUCUCGUUUUGCGGCGCAGCCGCAGAUUCUUGGAUGGGCGUUGGUCUCCUCCUGCCUAUUCCAGGCUUCCCGUGAAGUCCCAAGAGCAGCUGGAGGAAAGUUUUCCAGAGCCACUCAAACUCGUGAUCACGGAGCAGCCCAAGCAGAGAGGGAUGCGCUUCCGAUACCAGUGUGAAGGCAGGUCAGCGGGGAGCAUCUUGGGCGAAGCUAGCACGGAAACCAAUAAAACUCUGCCCACCAUUGAGCUUCAGAACUACUCAGGGAUCUCAGAAGUGAAGGUGACGGCAUGCUUGGUGUGGAAGGACUGGCCUUACCGAAUCCACCCGCACAGCUUAGUUGGGAAGGACUGUCACAAUGGCCUCUGCGAAGUGACACUGAAGCCUCGCAUCAACCCCAAGCACAGUUUCAACAACCUUGGUAUCCAGUGUGUGAAGAAGAAGGACAUUGAAGAAUCCAUAGAGAAAAAGCUGCAGCUUGGAAUUGAUCCAUUCAAAGCUGGCUCAUUAAAAAACCACCAGGAGGUUGACAUGAACGUGGUCAGGAUUUGCUUUCUGGCUUCCUACCAGGACUGCACAGGGAAGACCCGGCACCUCAGCCCUGUCCUCUCCGAACCCAUCUUUGACAAGAAAUCCACAAAUACUUCAGAGCUGAAAAUCUACCGGAUGAAUAAAGAGUAUGGGGCCUGCAGUGGUGGAGAAGAGUUCUAUUUGUUAUGUGAUAAGGUUCAGAAAGAAGAUAUUUCCAUCAUCUUCCGGAAGGAUACGUGGGAGGGCAAAGCAGACUUUUCACAAGCUGAUGUCCACCGGCAGAUUGCCAUCGUCUUUAAGACACCACCAUACCAGCACCUCGACAUCACAGAACCAGUGGAGGUGGAAGUGUACUUACGGCGGCUGACGGACAGUGUCUCCAGUGACCCUUUCAGUUUCACCUACCUGCCCAAAGACCAAGAUACUUAUCGGGUCAACAAAAAAAGGAAGCAAGGCAUGCCUGAUGUCUUGGAGGAACUCUCUGGCCCAGACCCUCAUGGGAUCGAAGCUAAGAGGAAGAAGAAGAAGCCAGGGUACAUGGACCAUUUCAACUUGAUUCCAUCUGCAGCUGGCUUUUCAUCCAGUUCCGAAGACCAGAAUUUCCUGAUCAGCUUGGAUCACAUCUCUGUGCCAGACAUGCUACAGGACUUCAGAUUGCCUCCGGACUUCCCUUCCAUUGUUGGUCCCAGCCUGAGUGACGUCCUGCUACCGUCUCCCAUGGACUUCCCUGAUAUGUCGGAGCAGGAGUUCUUGCUGGAUGCUUAUUCCGUCCAUUCGGGUGUCUCUGUCCCCUUCACUUUGCCUGGGGAUUGUGAUACAGAGGGCACCGCCAGCCUCGUAGGCAGCAGCAUGUUUCCAAGCCAGUACAAAGAGGCCGAGGCACAGCUGGAAAUGGAGAGCAACUUCACGGCGGCAGACAGCGCUGGAACUUUAUGAAGGAACUAUACACCCCAGGCUCUGAGAGAAGAAGCCCCUCUCUCGGAGUUGAAGCGUGCCUGUGAACCCCCCAAAAAAUGGGGAUAUCCUACCUGCUGAAAUACAGGAAAGUUUUCUUCAGCAUGAAAACAAUGCUUGAAAGAGGGUUUUCCUUCUGGGAAAGGGAAACAGGAAAUGAAUGGAAGGUAAAAUUGCACUAAUAGCUCAUGGUAGAUGAGACAUAGUCUCAGGACAUGGCCCAUAACACCCAACAGUUGUAUUCAGUUUCCAGGCUGGUGAUCACUGACUUGGUUGUUCUAAUGUAUGCAUAAUGCAGACUGAAAUGUGUUUGGUUCGUAUAAUGGCAGAAACAGUUGUCUCUUUCCUGCCAUGAGAUGGUUUUUAGACCGAACUGCUGUUGAAUAUUUUGUGUCUUACCCUGAAUGUCUUUGCAAGGGGAGCUAAUGGGUGGCUCAUAUGUCCAUCACCCUGAUACAUCCAAGUGGCUCUGUAUUCUACAAUGUUUUAGCUUAUUUUGAAUGAAAUUAUGAAGGCAAAAAGUAAAUGAAGCUGCUUUGUAUUGAG
Molecule: messenger RNA, 2568 nt
Organism: Anolis carolinensis (green anole)
Lineage: Eukaryota; Metazoa; Chordata; Lepidosauria; Squamata; Anolidae
Gene: relb
Product: RELB proto-oncogene, NF-kB subunit
Exons: 9
Coding region: 394-2004 (536 amino acids)
Biological process (GO): canonical NF-kappaB signal transduction; inflammatory response; response to cytokine
Cellular component (GO): cytoplasm
Molecular function (GO): RNA polymerase II cis-regulatory region sequence-specific DNA binding; DNA-binding transcription factor activity, RNA polymerase II-specific
Source: RefSeq, a predicted model, not a curated record